AUGAACGGCGACGACGACAAGGGUCUGCUGUGGAAGCUUCCGGUGGUCAAGUCUGACCAGUUCGGCAAGGUGGGCCCCGGCUUCGGCUUCGGCGCCGGCUGCGGUAUCGGUUUCGGCGCCGGCCUUCUCGGAGGAGUGGGUUUUGGCCCGGGAAUUCCCGGUUUACAAGUUGGCUUUGGAUUUGGUGCUGGAUGUGGUGUUGGUUUAGGGUUUGGCUAUGGUGUGGGGAAAGGAAUUGCACAAGAUGAGAACAAGAGGUACUCUAAUGUUGGAAAUCCUUUCCAUGGUUCUAGAAGCAUCAUUUCUGAGGAUGAUAUUACUGCACUUGUGGACGACCUUGUCAUCAAUACUAAAAAGCUUAUCAAGGCAACUUCAAAAGAAAUUGAAAAGUGGAGAAGAUAA
This is a messenger RNA of Sphenostylis stenocarpa, 402 nucleotides long. Lineage: Eukaryota; Viridiplantae; Streptophyta; Magnoliopsida; Fabales; Fabaceae. The record is from the annotation of a GenBank genome assembly.